This is a messenger RNA of Pangasianodon hypophthalmus (striped catfish), 2480 nucleotides long. RefSeq names its product gene rich cluster, C10 gene (gene grcc10). Lineage: Eukaryota; Metazoa; Chordata; Actinopteri; Siluriformes; Pangasiidae. Gene Ontology annotation, biological process: post-embryonic development. The transcript is spliced from 4 exons. Bases 323 to 691 code for a protein of 122 amino acids. The record is from RefSeq and is a predicted model, not a curated record.
AGUGCAACACCCGGAACUGUCGUGUAUUUGUUGCUUGUUUUUGUCGGUGUAGCGAACAUUGUAUUUUCCUCACCCGUAUUUCGCCAAACCGCUCCUACCGCACUAUGAUUGGUUAAUAUCAUCCUGGGUUCUGUGAUGUGAUUGGUUCAUAGUUGCUAAACGCUCCGUGAUUAGCCAAUAAGCUCGGCAGUCGUUCAGCGCAGGCGGAGAGUUGUUGGAAUACGGGUGGGGAAAAGAAAAUAACGCGUAGCAAACCGCUUGCUGUAACUUUAAAGUCGUUUGUUUGUUAAUUUACAGAUUUUUACUAUAAAGAUAACCCAGAAUGGCAUCAGCUCCAGCCCAGCAGCCCACACUGACAAUAGAGCAAGCCAGAGUGGUGCUGAGUGAGGUGAUCCAGGCCUUCUCUGUGCCUGAGAAUGCCUCUCGGAUGGAGGAGGCGAGGGAAAGUGCCUGUAAUGACAUGGGUAAGAUGCUCCAGCUGGUUCUGCCUGUGGCUACACAAAUCCAGCAGGAGGUGAUCAAGGCCUACGGCUUCAAUAACGAAGGAGAGGGUGUGCUGAAAUUUGCCAGACUGGUGAAGAUGUACGAAUCUCAGGACCCAGAGAUCGCUGCCAUGUCGCUCAAGCUUAAGUCUCUUCUCCUGCCACCUCUGUCGACUCCGCCCAUCGGUGGUGGAAUUCCAGCAUCAUAACUUCAGCCAAACCAAUAUCCACAUCACAGGGGUUCAAAACAUCUACAUCAGACGUGUCCGAUCUUAUCCACAGAGGGCCGGUGUGGGUGCAGGGGUUCAUUCCAGUCAAGCAGGAGCCACAUCUGAUUCCCCUUUUUUGAUCAGUGGAUCUUGGCUUUCAGUAGACUCAGGUGUAGCUUCUGCUUGGAUGGAAUGAAAACCUGCACCCACACCGGCCCUUUCCUUAUAAGAUUGGACACCACUGAUCUACAGCCUCACCGUUACUGUCCUUCAUCAGAAAUACUGACAUAUUUUCCAGACUAUAAGAGAAUAAAACACACCUCCAUGGAUUCAUAAUCGGUGUAUUCGCAGCUGUCAGUCACUACUUUGUGGCUAGUGUUUUGAUUAGUAGGAGAAGUACAGCGUAGCCUGGCAGCGGCUGACAUUUAAGGCACGUUUUCACCGCAGGGAAUUUCAGCAUGUUUAUAUCAAAAGAACAAACAUCAGGGGAAAAAAACAGUUGUUUCACAGUCUGCGCACUUUUCCCAUUUACAUUUACAUUUAUGGCAUUUGGCGGACGCCCUUACCACAGCGACUUACAAUUCUCUUAUUUAUACAACUGAGCAGUUGAGGGUUAAGGGUCUUGCUCAAGGGUCCAGCAGUGGCAGCCCACGUUCUCUUCCGUUCCACUCGUAGUUGUUGCAGUGAAAAUUCCAGAACGACGAUGCAAAUGCAACUUCAACUUCGCUUCAUUUCGAGUCGCAAUGCCUGCUAUAAAGAGCACAAAUAAAUAAAUCACGCAAAUUAUAGUCUGGAAAAUCCACUGUUCAAAUCCUGAACUUCUCACAUUCCCAUGGCAUUCUAACUUUUGUAUUACCAUUUCAUAUUCUCUCUCGUAUUUAUCUGAAUUUCUCUGUGUAUAUAGUACAAAGACUUUUGCACAAACCUGGAAAUCUGUGGGAAAUAACAAAUCUGAAGAUCUGUGUGAAAGCUGUUUCUGGUUAAGACUAAAGCGAUAUCUCACUCUGAUGUAGGUUUAAAUCCUACAGCUGCUGUGGAAAUUCCAGCAGUGCAAAGAUCUCGAGAAACGGUUAUGCCAGGAAUAAAAUAUAUGGUAUGUAUAAACAUAUUUGUUUUAGUUUUUGCAUGUUCCUAGCAAAUAAUAGAAAACUCUCUCACCCAAAUUGUUUGCAUAAAUAGUUUCCUCAAUCCACAUCCAGGUCUUCAGUGAUAUCAAUCAAAAUCUAGGACAUAGCGUGUGUUACUGUAAUGUAUAAACAUGAAAUAUAUCUUCACCGUCAAGCUGUAUGGCUGUAACAUUAUAGGGGCAGCCAUCUUGGAACCCUGGAGGCUUAAAAAGAUUUUGUUUGUGAUGGACUUGAGAUAUUUGUUAGCAGCAUUAGGCUCAAAGCUCAAGGUCAGAAGAAGAAGAAAUUGACCAUAUGAGGAACAUAUGAAACCGUAUGUUGUCAUUUUGACCAAAUUGUUGCUUUUAAAUAGCUUAAUAUGUGCAUGAGAUCUAAAUUAGAGCAGAUCCAGGGUAAGGAGAAUGUGCUUCACAGUCUUCAUACAGCAAAAUGUCUGCCAAAGUUGGUGGCUGAGUUUCGUUUCGUCGUGCAUAAGACCGCUGUUCAGUAACAUCUACCAACCUUCAAACUCAACAGGAGUUCAGCAAAACACUAGUAUUCAUACUUUCCCUUUUUUUCCCCUCAUUGCUUUUUAUCUUUUUUUUUUUUUUUUUUUUUUUACCUUUGUUUACAUUUGUGUGUAAAUUUUCAUUGUGCAAUAAAAACUUUAAUCAGGAUCAACA